Messenger RNA from Silurus meridionalis, 1619 nucleotides. RefSeq names its product zinc finger, MYND-type containing 12 (gene zmynd12). Gene Ontology annotation, molecular function: protein binding. The coding region runs from base 307 to 1431 and encodes 374 amino acids. The transcript has 8 exons. The record is from RefSeq and is a predicted model, not a curated record. Lineage: Eukaryota; Metazoa; Chordata; Actinopteri; Siluriformes; Siluridae.
AGCCAUUAUCUAUAAAUGAAAUACGUCACUAAGAAAUCAGACGUCAUCUCGCAGCUCUUCCGGUUUGCCUUGGUUAAAAGUCGUAACCAUGGAAACCUUGAAGACGCGGAACAAACAAAUGCAGCAAGCCUCCUCCGCUAGCGAGAGAAUAACAACAUGUACAUCUAUUGUCAAACAUUUGUUUUUCUCUCGAUAGAUUGUCAGGACAUGUUUUUGUGUUAGAUACCAGAUAGAUCGAAACCAGUCAAAUUAAAGUACAUUGUAGAAAGUUACCAUUAGACGCGCAGUCUAAGUUCGUGCACCAAGAUGUCUGUGAUGUCUGAGGCUGUUUUCCCCCUGGCAAACCCGAAACAAACGAAAAAACUGUGUGAGAUUUGUCAGAAACCCGCUCACAUCCAGUGCACCAGAUGCCGUGUUACUUUCUACUGUGAUGUAACUCACCAGCAGGCAGAUUGGAAUAGCAUCCAUGAGAAAGUGUGUGAGCUGAUGAUCUCUGUACGAACCCCUGCACCAUUCUGCAGUUUCAAGGCUGAACGAGACAUCUAUCAAAUGCAGACACUGAAAAGAUUGGAGCACUUAAGAGAGCUUGCCCAUGCUACAGCUAAGAACUGGGUGUCAGAAGGGAAGUACAGCGAGGCAGUGCCAGCAGCUCAGCUCGUCCUGCACUGUGCUAUUGACAUUUACGGCCCUGAGGCUCUUGAACUGGUGCCAGCCUACUUGCUGCUUGCUGAAGUCAGUAUAGGUUUAGGUUCUCUGUCUCAGGCUGAAAACUGCCUCUCACAGGCUGAGUGGAUGGUAAGGAAGAAUCCGGGCUGCAGUCGAACAGUUCUUCAUCUGCUUCACAGAACGCUGGGCCGCCUCUGCUCAGCCAAAGAAGACUACAGCUCUGCCCUGCUACACUUCGCCAAUGAUGUGUACUAUUCAAGUGAGGAGUUUGGUUUGGACAGUUUGGUGACUGCUGAAGGUUAUUUUUUGAUGGCAAAUGUUUUCAUGAAACAGGAAAAGACAGAUAUUUCAAAUUCACUCUAUGAAGAGGUUACCAGAACAUGGCAUGCUCACCUGUCUCAGCUGAUGGAAAGUUACAGUCAAAAGGAACAUGAGAGCGCACAAUACUUUGAUGUGGCAGAGUGUUCAGAGGUGAAUCAGAUGUUCAGCGUAAUGUUGGAGGCUCAGCAGCAGGAUGUAAAUACACAUCCUGCAUACAGCACCACACUGUCUCACAGUCUAGAGCAGAGGGCGUUGCUGUCUCACUCUCUCGCCAUGUUCUGGUUUCUCUGUAACAACCACAAGAAGGCGCUUGACUUUGGCAAGAUGGCAAAGGAGUUUAUCCAGCAGUGUGAACACAACAGCCUGGCCGAGUCCAUCCAAAGCCUUAUACAACGAGCAGAAGAGCACGUCGAGCAAGAACAAUCACCAGUCCCUCACCACUAACUAAUACAUUCAACACUCCUAUACCAACACACUUAAUAAUAAACAGCACACUCAACACACAGCCCUGACUAAUCUUAUCACAUUCACCACUUACUCAUAACCUCAAUAUAAAAUAUUCACACACACUCCUCAAAGAUCCAAAUAACACAAUCUAAAUAAACGUCUGGUCCAUCUGAUAAACAUUGUAA